Halteromyces radiatus is the source of this 489-nucleotide messenger RNA. RefSeq names its product putative molybdopterin converting factor, small subunit. The record is from RefSeq and is a predicted model, not a curated record. Gene Ontology annotation, biological process: Mo-molybdopterin cofactor biosynthetic process. The transcript has 2 exons. Lineage: Eukaryota; Fungi; Mucoromycota; Mucoromycetes; Mucorales; Cunninghamellaceae. Bases 79 to 354 code for a protein of 91 amino acids.
UUUUUUUUUUUUCUCUCUCUCUCUCUCUCCUUCUUGCUGUUCAGGUGUGUUGUUUUCUUAUUCUUCUUUCAAAAUAAAAUGGAUUCUAUUACCGUAUUGUACUUUGCAGGCAUAGCAGACAUUACUCAACUGGGAUCAGAAACUGUUUCUCUAACAACUUUACGCUCAACAACAGCAACUGACGUUAUUCACGUAUCUGAUGUGGUAGAUAUGUUAAUCAAGAAAUAUGGUAAUGAUUUUGAAAAAGUGGCCAACACGUGUAUGUUUGCAGUGGAUAUGGAUUAUGUACCUCGAUCUCAUCCUUUGAAACCUGGACAAGAAAUGGCAUUGAUACCUCCUGUCAGUGGCGGUUGAUAUUUUUGAACAAGAUAUAUAUUUUGUAUUUGUAGUUUAGAAUAGUAUAGUUGUAUACAUAAAAAAAAAUUAGGAUUUGUAGAUACUUCUUCUUGUUGUGAUAAUUGAAACACACGUAAUAAAAUAAAAAAAAAC